AUGGCCGAGGGACGCUGCAACUGCGGAAGCAUCAAAGUUUCCAUGCCUACUAUGCCUGAACAGUCCGCUAUUUGCUACUGUGCCAACUGCCGCCGCGCAGGAGGAAGCAUCGGAUCAAUCGUAUACAUUCUCGACAGUCCCCAAGUCACAAUCAACGAUCCGAGCAAGUAUCUCAAAGACUACCGCGACAACGACACGAAGAGCGGGAACCCAAUUACUCGUCAAUUCUGCAGCAACUGCGGCUGCCCAAUCACGUCUGUACUGGCUGGCGAUAAGAUUGCGUUGAAGGGUGGACUGUUUGAUAAGAUUCCCGCUCCAGGGUUCAAGUCUUUUGAGCAGGAGGAACCGAGCUGGAUGAAGACUGUCUAG
Messenger RNA from Alternaria viburni, 369 nucleotides. RefSeq lists its product as uncharacterized. Lineage: Eukaryota; Fungi; Ascomycota; Dothideomycetes; Pleosporales; Pleosporaceae. The record is from RefSeq and is a predicted model, not a curated record. Bases 1 to 369 code for a protein of 122 amino acids. The transcript has 3 exons. Gene Ontology annotation, molecular function: carbon-sulfur lyase activity.